Neocloeon triangulifer is the source of this 10619-nucleotide messenger RNA. RefSeq names its product voltage-dependent T-type calcium channel subunit alpha-1H (gene Ca-alpha1T). Gene Ontology annotation, cellular component: voltage-gated sodium channel complex; neuron projection; plasma membrane. Gene Ontology annotation, molecular function: voltage-gated sodium channel activity; low voltage-gated calcium channel activity. Gene Ontology annotation, biological process: calcium ion import; sodium ion transmembrane transport; neuronal action potential. Lineage: Eukaryota; Metazoa; Arthropoda; Insecta; Ephemeroptera; Baetidae. The coding region runs from base 271 to 7314 and encodes 2347 amino acids. The record is from RefSeq and is a predicted model, not a curated record. The transcript is spliced from 37 exons.
GCGCGCGCGAUCUUCACGGCGCACGCCUGAAGUUGGGCACGGGAGUCGCGGGCGGAAUUUCAGUACUCGGCAGCGCGCUCCUCUACAGGUUAGCGAGCGGCCCGUGUGUUGCAGAAAUUUAUUCCAACUGCAAAAUUUUUGCGAAAGUUUCAUUUCGAUAUUGAGGAGUGCGAGCAGUAAAAUCGGACGAGAGACACUUUGUGCGACCUGCAGUGAUGCUCGGAUGUGACUGACCCUUCUGCAGGCGGGGAGGGGGUUCGACCUUCGACCAUGGUGCGUCAGGGCACGACCAGUUUCGGCGGCGAACAGGUGUACGGCGGUGCCAGUGGCGGCGGCGCCGACUCCGAGUCGGACGUUCCCUUGUCCGACUUUGAAGAUGACGACGACGACGACGAUGAGGACGACGACGAGGAGGACCUGCCCUACCCGGGCUUCAUCCCGCUGGCCCUCGGCUGCCUCGACCAGCAGACCCGGCCCAGGAACUGGUGCCUCAGGAUGAUCACCAAUCCGUGGUUCGAGAGGGUCAGCAUGAUGAUCAUCCUCUUCAACUGCGUCACACUGGGCAUGUACAGGCCAUGCAUCGAUGACGACUGCACCACCAGCAGGUGCAAAAUUCUUCAAAUAUUCGACGAUUUCAUAUUCGCCUUUUUCGCCAUCGAAAUGACCAUAAAAAUGCUGGCCAUGGGUGUUUACGGCAAAGGGACGUACUUGGCUGACACGUGGAACAGACUCGACUUUUUCAUCGUUAUGGCCGGGGCGCUGGAAUAUUGCCUCAACGUGGAGAACAUGAACCUGUCAGCCAUUCGAACCAUUCGAGUGCUUCGUCCUUUGAGGGCCAUCAACCGUAUUCCAAGUAUGCGCAUUCUGGUGAUGUUGCUGCUCGAUACGCUGCCCAUGUUGGGCAACGUUUUGCUGUUGUGUUUCUUCGUCUUCUUCAUCUUCGGCAUCGUCGGCGUGCAACUGUGGGAAGGAAUUCUGCGGCAGCGAUGCUUCUUGAAACAGCUGCCCAACAUCAGCUACCCGCAGAGUCUACCAGAUUUUUACACAAUGAGGGUGAAAGUGACGCUGCCGCUGUCCUCGUACUACCGGUACCUGGAGCAAGACCGCGACUACAUCUGCUCCAAGCCCGAGGACAACGGGAUGCACCUGUGCUCCAACCUGCCGCCGUAUCGGCACAACGGCAUCGAGUGCAACGGCACGGCGCUGCCCUUCAGCAACAACUUCCCCACCAACUCCAACUGCGUCAACUGGAACCAGUACUACACCGAGUGCAAGAGCCAGGGCAACAACCCCUUCCAGGGCGCCAUCUCCUUUGACAAUAUUGGACUUGCAUGGGUCGCCAUUUUUCUUGUGAUUAGUUUAGAGGGUUGGACGGACAUAAUGUACUAUGUGCAGGACGCGCACUCAUUUUGGGACUGGAUUUACUUCGUCCUCCUAAUUGUGAUCGGCUCGUUCUUCAUGAUCAACCUGUGCCUAGUCGUGAUAGCGACGCAGUUUUCCGAGACGAAGAAGCGCGAGAUGGAGCGGAUGCGUCUGGAGCGGGCGCGAUUCCACUCGUCGUCGACGCUGGCCAGCACGCAGAACUCGGAGCCGACCACGUGCUACGCCGAGCUGGUGCGCUACACGGCGCACCUGUGGCGCAGGGCCAAGCGCCGCAUCAUCAACCGCUACCGGCUGUACCAGUGCCGCAAGCAGCAGCAACACCAGCAGCUGCCCAACGCCAUCCAGCACCCGCCCUUGUCCUUCCAGCCCUGCGCCAGACACGCCGAAUUCGUUUGCAGGCACGGAUUGAGUCGGAAGAGCCAGGCCGGCCCUGGUCCGCCGCCGCCACGCGUCCUGGAGCACGAGGAGGCGGGUCGGGGGCCGCCCGUGUGUCCCGUGGGGCCGCGGCCGCCUGACAACGAGCCGGAACUCAACUCGCCACCACCGAGUCACGCGCCCAGGGCCAGUCCUGAGGUGUCGGACAUCGACCCUGUGUCCAGUCCAAGGGUCAAACACGUCAGCAGCGGCGGCGGCGGCGGCCUCCUCAGGGUGCCUUCGUUCAACGGCGGCUGGGAAGGAGAGGGUGGAGGAAACGGCGGGGGCCUUUUGUCCCCUGGCAACGGAAGUGCGGCGUCGCGGAGGCGCAGCAGCGUCAUGUUCAGCGACGUGGUGAUGCUGCACGAUGACCAGGGCAGCACCAGCAGCGCCCCCGGGGUCACAAAGAACGUCUGCUCAAGCGAGAAAAUGACCCAGGCUGGCGACGGCAACAUCCACUCGUGGAGGGGCGGCAGGGGAUUCUCAGCGCAAAGUUCGUUUGACGCUGGAGGGCCGGCCUAUCAAUUAGACCUGCAUCGCCAGAGCACAAUAUCCGCGCCGGCCCCAAUGACUUGUCAAGAACUUUUGGCCCUCAGCGGCGCCCUCAGCGCCGCCCUGCCCACGCAACUCGCCCUCGACUCGCGCCACGUGCACUCGUUCUUCUCGUCCCUCAGCAAGGGCGACCGGAGACACGUGUCCGCCCCUGCCGAUCUCCAGACCGACCAGAUGGACUGGGACUCGGAGGUGGACGAGUGCGGCGAGUGCACGUCCGAGUGCGAGGCCGAGUGGUACGCCCACGAGCAGUCCUGCUGCUACCAACAGGCCCUGCGACCGCCGGCCAAGAAAAGCUGCUGCACUCGUUGCUUGGGCAGCGUCCGGCGAGUGAUCAAAGCCCUGGUCGAGCACAAGUACUUCCAGCAGGGCAUUCUGCUCGCCAUCCUCGUCAACACCCUCAGCAUGGGCAUCGAGUACCACAAUCAGCCCGAGGAACUGACAGUCAUCGUGGAGUACAGCAAUGUUGUGUUCUCGGGGAUUUUCGCCGUGGAAAUGCUGCUCAAAGUCACCGCAGAGGGGCCUUUUGCUUAUAUAAGUAAUGGAUUCAACGUCUUUGACGGCAUCAUUGUUGUUCUCAGCGUGGUGGAACUUUGCCAAACAUUCCUCGGCGAGCGCGACGGUGGCAGCUCAGGGCUGUCCGUCCUGCGAACCUUCCGCUUGCUGCGCAUCCUCAAACUGGUCAGGUUCAUGCCCAAUUUGCGCCGCCAACUGUUCGUCAUGCUGCGAACCAUGGACAACGUGGCCGUUUUCUUCGCACUUUUGAUUCUCUUCAUUUUCAUAUUCAGUAUUUUGGGAAUGUACUUAUUUGGCGGUAAGUUUUGCAUGUGGUAUGAUGGAACGAGGGAAUGCUCUUGUCAUGAAAUCGUCAAUCAUGAUCCAAAGUGUGUUUGUGACCGCAAACAUUUUAACAAUAUCCUUUGGGCGACAGUCACGGUAUUCCAGAUCCUGACCCAAGAGGACUGGAACGUGGUCUUGUUCAACGGCAUGGAGAAGACCAGCCACUGGGCCGCGCUCUACUUCGUCGCCCUCAUGACCUUUGGCAACUACGUUCUUUUCAACUUGCUCGUCGCCAUUUUGGUCGAGGGAUUCUCCGCCGAGAGAAAUGAGCGGCUCGAGCGAGAGCAAAGAGAGCUCGCCAAGGCCCAACAACAGCAGGAGGCGGCGGCGGCGCAGGAGGCGGCAGCAGCGGCGGCGGCUGCAGAGUAUGACCCUGAGGACUCAGGGGGCUCUGGCAGCAGCAGUUCCUGUCUGGAAAACGUGCUGAAACCGGAUAAUCCGACGCGGAACAACACUUUCGGACAGCACGACCGAGAAAACAGCUGGAAGGUCAGGACGCAGGUCGAGUUCGAGCCCAAGUGCAACAUUCAAAAAGAAAGCCAGAUGCUGCAGCAGCAACAAGCGCAGCAGCAGGGUGGCAGCGCGACGCCACCCCCCGCGCCACAGGCGCCUGUGAUCACCCACACGGCGGCCACCCCUCAGGACUCGCCGAACGCCACCCUCGAGCCUGGCGCCGUCGGUCUGCACAGGCUCAACCCCAACAUAAGUUUGUACGCCAGUUCCCUCUCCAUUGAUUCCAUCGACAGAUCAUCACGGAUCCAGAGACUUUGGGAAAACCGGCUGCACUUUUCAUCCCAGUGCAGCAUUCCAGGCCUUUUAAGGCCACCAGCAGCGGCCCCGAGCAAUCCCCACGCUUCAAGGCAGUCCUCAGGGUCGAACACACCACGCAGAGUCAGUCUUUCAGUUACCCCACCAAGUGGCUCCAGACCAAAUUCCAGUCUGAACAGAACUGCCGGCUGGCGGAUUUCAAGGCCUUCCCUGCGAUCGCGCCAGCGGCCCCCGGGAGCCGAAGAAGCCCCGGAAGAUUUUGUCCUCAACAACGGCGCGCACAGCAACUCGUACAAUCACAGCCGCCAAAUCAAUAAUCUCGCAGUGCCUGCCAUGCAAGAGGGCGACCAGCACUUGCACUGCAACGGAGGCCUCCUCGGCUCCAUCCGCAAUGAUACUCAGUCCCCGUCGCGCAACAACCUGCUGUCGGUGCAGGCGCCCGCCACCUCCUCCUGCUCCCUGAGACGCCCGUCGGCCUGCUCCACGCUCCUCCCGCCAUCCGUGUCGAAUCCAGCAUCAAGAUCUCCAAGCAUAGCACCACCUCAUUCCCCGUUCAUGCAGGGCACAUCCUGGCCAGGUCACCACGUGUCCUACCACCAGCACAGGCACGCGUCCUUGUGCGAAGGCGCGCAAGUGCCGAUGCGUCUGAUGCACCACCGGCCGUCCCUGGGGCCGCAGGUGGGCUGCGGCUACAGGUCGCGCCACGCGUCCAUCUGCAUGCACCACCACCACCACCACCCCAUCGUCUCCGAGCGGUCCUCCUUCACCAGCAACAAGUUGUCCACCUCGCCGCUGCCGCAGGUCAAGGUCGGCGCCGAGGACGAGGAGCCCAAGGUGAAGAAGAUCUUCAAGUUCUUCGAGCCGAGGGGCUGCCUCAAGGAGAGGGACGACUACUCGCUCUACAUUUUCUCUCCGGACGACUCAAAAUUUCGGAAUCUGUGCAGUUGGAUUGUGGAGCGACGGUGGUUCGACAAUGUGGUGCUGUUCUUCAUUGGCCUCAACUGCAUUACCCUGGCCAUGGAGAGACCAAACAUCCCUCCCGACUCCACAGAGCGGAUGUUCCUUUCCACGGCCAACUACGUUUUUACUGUUGUUUUUGCUCUAGAAAUGUUAAUCAAAGUGAUAGCCACUGGGAUGUUUUACGGCCGGGAAGCCUACUUCACCUCGGGCUGGAACAUCAUGGACGGCGUGCUUGUCCUCAUUUCCAUAGUUGACCUGCUGAUGUCCGUGAUAUCAGAGAGCAGUCCCAGGAUAUUCGGAAUUUUAAGAGUUUUUCGACUUCUCCGAUCUUUGCGGCCUCUGCGAGUCAUCAACAGAGCGCCGGGUCUCAAACUUGUAGUACAAACAUUAUUAUCAUCGCUGAGACCCAUCGGAAACAUAGUUCUCAUUUGCUGCACCUUCUUUAUUAUUUUUGGAAUUCUAGGUGUACAGCUAUUCAAAGGUGCAUUUUACUACUGUGAAGGGCCAGACAUUAAGAAUGUGAGAAAUAAGACUGACUGUUUGGCCGACAAAAAAAACUCGUGGGUGAACAGAAAGUACAAUUUCGAUGACCUGGGCAAGGCGCUCAUGUCGCUGUUUGUGUUGUCCUCCAAAGACGGCUGGGUCAACAUCAUGUACACCGGCCUUGAUGCAGUCGGCGUCGACCAACAGCCAAUAGAGAACUUUUCGGAAUGGCGCCUGCUUUAUUUCAUCUCAUUCCUGCUGCUCGUCGGCUUCUUCGUUCUCAACAUGUUCGUGGGAGUUGUGGUUGAAAACUUUCACCGGUGCAGAGAAGAGCAGGAGAAGGAGGAAAAGGCCCGGCGUGCAGCCAAGAGAGCAAAGCAGAUGGAGAAAAAGAGAAGAAGAAUGCACGAGCCUCCGUACUACGCCACUUACUCCAGGCCGAGACUUUUGGUCCACAACGUCGUCACCUCAAAGUACUUCGACCUGGCCAUCGCAGCAGUGAUAGGCCUGAAUGUGGUCACCAUGGCGCUUGAAUUCUACAUGAUGCCAAAAGCGCUCUCGUACGCCCUCAAGAUUUUCAACUACUUCUUUACGGCGGUUUUCAUUCUCGAGUCCAUCAUGAAAUUAGUUGCCCUGGGAAUGCACCUGUACUUCAAAGACAGGUGGAAUCAGUUGGACGUCAUAAUUGUUAUUUUGUCCAUUGUGGGGAUCGUCCUUGAGGAGGUGGAGUCCAAAAUCAUCCCUAUCAACCCCACCAUCAUCAGGGUAAUGAGGGUUCUAAGGAUUGCAAGGGUCCUGAAACUUCUGAAGAUGGCCAAAGGUAUCAGAGCCCUUUUGGACACCGUGAUGCAAGCCCUACCGCAAGUGGGAAACCUGGGGCUCUUGUUCUUCCUUCUCUUCUUCAUUUUCGCUGCCCUCGGAGUGGAGCUUUUUGGACGCCUUGAGUGCAGCGAAGAAAUCCCAUGUCAGGGUCUGGGCGAGCACGCGCACUUCAGCAACUUCGGCAUGGCCUUCCUGACCUUGUUCAGGGUAGCCACCGGUGACAACUGGAACGGCAUCAUGAAAGACACCCUGAGGGACACGUGUGAUGACGCGGCCGACUGUGUGCGCAACUGCUGCGUGUCCACCGUGAUCGCCCCCAUCUUCUUCGUCAUCUUCGUCCUGAUGGCGCAAUUUGUGCUGGUCAACGUGGUGGUCGCCGUCCUCAUGAAGCACCUCGAAGAGUCCCACAAACAGAUGGAGGACGAGCUCGAUAUGGAGGUGGAGCUGGAAAGGGAGUUGCAGGCAGAGCAAGAGGAGGCCGAAGAGGCUGAAGCUGCAGAGGCGCUCAGGUUAACCAUGCAGGAGGAAGAAGAGAACAAUCUAGGAAAGCACAAACAGUUGAGCAAGGUGCUGUCUUUGCCUGCAAACUUCACCUUCCACUCCAUGGAACAGGGUCAGGCUGACAAGAUCACCAAUGGAGACUCAUUUUCAGAGGACGCUGACGGGGUGAAGCAGUUGUCGCGUCCAACGCACCUGACGCCGCUGCGGCGCCGCAUCCCGCCAGCCUACCCGGCCAACAACUGUGCCAAGGCGGUGCUGUGCCGGCGCUCGGGCAGCGAGCCGAGCAUCAACGCCGCCUCCGGGGGCGGCGGCGGCGGCCUGGCGCGGCCCGGCGAGCGCAAGGAGCUGCGUCGGCCGGGCAGCAGCGGCAGUUUGCACGCGCUGGUGAUGCCGCGGGACACGUCGAGCGGCCUCUCACCCGAGUGCGUGGCCCCCGGCAAGACCCUGGUGCCGCCCCCGUACCAGACGCCGAGCAGCGAGCAGGCGCCGCCGAUCGGCGCCACCAGCCCCACCUUUUCCAUCUCGUACAGUGACAGUUGUAGUGAGACGGUCAGCAGCUCCGAGUCGAUCACGUCGCCGUCGGAACUCUAGCGACCUGCUUAGUAUCUUUUUGGCCUAAAGUCACUCAAACACACACACACGCAGAGUCUAGCAUUGGUUUUACGCAAACGAAAGUGAGAGUGGGAUUUAUCAGGGCAGUUGGCGGCCAACACACGCUUUUGGGGAUCUUUGAAGCUAUAAUAAUACUUUUUUUUUUGGAAAAUUUUCUGUUCGAUUUUGCUGGUUGUUAGGUACCUAUGUCGACACGGGAGAGAGCUUAAAUCCGCGAUAAAUUUGUGUGAUUUCGAUCAAGUGCUGCCUUGUAUGCAUAAUUUAAACCGAAAAACGCGCGUGUACGUUGUUUGCUUGGGAAUAUUUCACGUUUGAAGAAAAUAGGAGGCUUGUGAAUUUUCGUAAAAAUAGUUUAUUUACAAGGUAUUUAAAAAAGUUGCGAUUUCAGAGUUAAGAAACCUUAAAAUCUUCCAAAAUUGAAUAUAAAUGAAUAAUAUAAACUCAAAAACCUUAUAAUAAGGUAUUAUAUUUGAAAUUUUUGUUUAAAUUUUAUAUUUUUAAACCAACCAGGACCUGUUUCUAGAGGCCUAAAUUCAUACUUUUGGAGCUAUACAGACUAAAUUUGAAAACAAAAUUGCACAUUUUACAACUGCGCGAAAUAAUAAACAAUUUUUCAGUUUGGAAUCACUGUUCUUAUGAGAUGACACUUCCAAUAUCAAAUUUUGAAAUGGAAUAAUUUGCAAAAACAGCUUGAUCUGUUUAGAACAGAAAAUUAAAAGCGAGUCUAAAAAUCUAUUCAAGUUCUAACGCUAUGUUUGAAAAAUUCAACAAAUAAAUUAAUAUUUUUGAAUCUUAACAGUUCAAAAAUACUGAUUAAAAUUCACAAGUCUCUGAUGAAAAAGGAUUUUGUUCGGCUUCUUGAUUUACGCCUUUGCAUGUUGAGAGGGUAAGAGAUUUGCAUAUAAUUAAAUAUAUUAUUAACGAAAUGUGCAACUCGCACUUACGUACGUCUUUCUGAUCUGGACCUAAAAUCUUGAUACUGAUUCUAAAAAUGCCUUCGGUACACCAUGGUGCAAAAAUAAACUUCUUCUUUUCAAACUCCCUGAGCUGUCAAGUACACUACUUGCCCUGCUGGUUGUGUGUUGGAUAAAAAAAAUUGCAAGUUACGUAAAAUACAAAUAUAGGGAGCGAGCGAGUUUCAUACAAUUUUUGAAGCGAUAAAAAUGCAGAGACGUCAUUUUGUUAACAGAGAAAGAAGAAAUCAUACUAAUUAAUUAUAAUAUGAAAUUCUGUGAUAGGGUUUGUGUGUAAUUAAUAAUGUAUAUUCCUCAAAAUAUGUACAUUUUUUGUGUAGAGUCAGUUUGUCGGUGUCGAUCAAUUGUAAUUUGCAAGAGGAGAAAAAGGUUUAAAAGUUAUAAAGAGGUGCGAUUUGCGAUUGUGGCUGGAGUAAAUUUUGAACAAAAAAAACAUCAAAAGAAGAUAAUUCGAGGCGGGUCUUAAUAACACACCCGUUGUCAAUUUUGUGUAUUUUAAAACAUUCAGAAACUUCUGGAAAAGUAUGUAAGUCACGGAAUUUAGAGAGAAUGAAAAAAGAAUAAGAAAAACUCUGCCCAUUGUCUUGUAAAACCAUUCAAUUUUGAGGAUUUCAAAUUAUUAUGGCUACAGGUACGUGUGUAGUGCAAGUGUCUGUCCAAAUUGUGUCCCUUGGCGAGGAAUUUUAAUCAAAUUCUCACAAAUGAGUCGCCGACAAACCACGUAACUGUUGAGAAUAAAAACAAAAUACACAAUUUGUAAAUGUGCUACGUACGGCAGAUCUCUAGGCAACAAAAAGAAGUAACAUGCAUUAAUAAAUUCAUUGAAAUAAUGAAAAGCCAAAUAUUAAAAAAUCGUCUCUCUCGAUCGUCCAUAUGUUGAGGAGUGUUAAAAAAUUCACGGCUUACAUUGUUGGGAAAAAUCACGCUCUUUUCUUUCCCUUUACUUGGCUCUUUUCUAUACAAAGCUCAACCCCUUUUUGAUUUUGUUCACUCUCCCGAGAUUAGCGUAAGCAAAGACACACAUGACGCCUCUCUUUCAAGAGCAAUAUUAAAAUAUAUUUUUUAGACCUCGCGCCCGUCAGUCACUUUAUACUUCAUAGGUACGUAGCGAUCCUUUCAAAUUAAUCUCCAAACUGUGCCUUUUUGUAUCAAAAACACACUCAUGCGAAAAAAAAACUCGAUAAAUAGGCGAAUUGAGGUGGGUCUUAAAAAAAAGCGUUUUUUGUAAGAUAAUAAAAUUCGCGAUCCCCUGAAAAAGCCGAAUCGUAAGAUGGAAUGAGUGCGGUGGUUUUAUUUUCGGAACUCUGAAAUUUAAAAAAAUGCGUAAACAAAUUUGGUCCAUGGUUCGAAAUUAAUUGGCAGAAAAAGAAAUUAAGUUUCUCAUCAAACAAAAUUUCAUUUUCCAGGCACGAACCAUUUGAUUCCAAUCUCCAGGGGAAUCUGAAAAUUGAAAAAAAUAAUUCAGUUUUUUUUUCAGUUCUUGUUUGAGAUUGCUUGAAACAUGGUAUAGAAUAUUCUUUAAAUAAUUUUUUAACAAUUCUUUUAAAAGUCUAGGUUUUUUACUGUAUUUUUAAAAAUUCCUAAUCAUUUUGAUAAUUUUGUACUAACUCACUCAUUCCAACUUAUUUCUUUCGUCGAGCGACAGACCACAUAGAUUUUAACUCCAUUUUUCGAGUUUUUUUCCAUCUGCCUGUAAGUUGAAUAGGACGACUUCUGCUGUACGACAAAAAUUCCAACGUGCGCCCUAUUUUCCUAUCAAACAAAAGGACUCGGAUUAAUGUACACAUGUAAUUAUAUUGCAACAUAAAAAAGCCACCGAAUUUCUCUCUCCUUUUCGGAGCUGGAAGAAAGUGAUUUUACCAAAAGCGAUUGAAUAAUUCAAUGGAUGCGGAAUUUGUUCCACAAUUUUCGCGCAAGGAAGUGACAAAAAAAUAAUAUUAUAAAACAUUUUACAUGAAAAGAAAAUCUAUCCUCUCUUUCCAUUUGCCUUUUCAGUCUAUUGUAGAUUCGAGAGUGUACAUCAAAAGCUGUACGUUUUUGAAUGAAAAAAAGAACCGACUUUGUAUAUUGAGGUGAAAAAUUAAUAUAUUGCAUGUAAUUAUAUUCCUCAUUAGAAAACGCAUGUAUGACGAACAAGCUGGCUGGCAUGUUGAAUUAAUUCUGUUGACGCCUAGUUCAUUAUUUUACAACUUAAAUAAAAAGAAGAAUUGAUUCUAAUGUAUCAAUGUUGACUAUUAAUAUAUUUGAGGAAAAACACUCUCUGUUACCGUAUAAUGAUUAAAUAAAAAGAGUAAACCUUUUGUAUUUGUA